AACAUGUCUCUAUCUAGUUAAUUUCACCUUCAUUUCAGCUCAUCAAACACACACUUCCUUCUCACACCAAACAUGGAUGACAACACUGAUCUCUUCAUCCACACCGUCCAUGGCGCCGGCCGUCUUCUUCCCUCCGGCAACCGUUGGAACUCCAUUGAACUUGACUACAACCUCCUCCCAACUUCUUCACACAAUGAUGAUCACUUCACUACUACUUCUUCACUCUACUCCAAAUCCUUCACUUUCAAUCUCACUAUAACUGAUAAGUCUCACUUCAAACGUUUCCUUUAUAUCUUCAUUGCUCUUCUCCUCACCAUCAUCUUCCUUGUUCUUCUCCUCUCCUUCUUGCCUCACAAACACCAUGACUCUCUCCCUUCAACCAACUUGCCUUUCACUCUCAAACAAGCUCUUUUGUUUUUUGAUGCUCAGAAGUCUGGACAAAUAAACAACAGCUUGGUGAAGUUCCGGGGAGAUUCCGGUUUGCAAGACGGGCAUUACCGACAGAUAAACGCUAGUCUUGUCGGAGGUUUUUAUGACUCCGGCAACAAUGUUAAGUUCAGCUUUCCCACAGCUUACACCAUCACACUUCUUAGUUGGACUGUGAUUGAGUAUCAUGAAAAGUAUGAAGCCAUGAAUGAGCUUGAACAUGUCAAAGAUAUCAUCAAAUGGGGAACUGAUUAUCUUCUCAAGCUCUUUGUUCCAUCCAAUUCUACUGCAACUCCAAACUUAAUAUAUUCUCAGGUUGGGAGUGCAAACAUUAGCUCAAGUUCAGAAAAUGAUAUGAGUUGCUGGCAAAGACCAGAAGACAUGAAGUAUGCUCGUCCUGUUUCAGUCUGUGGAGCUUCAGCUACUGAUCUUGCAGGAGAGAUUGCUGCAGCAUUAGCAGCUGCAUCUCUGGUUUUUACUGACAGGAAAUCAUACUCCUUAAAAUUGAUUCAAGCCUCUGAGAGCUUGUUCAAUUUGGCUAAAAACAGUGGAAAGAAACAAACAUAUACCAUGGAUGUAGCUUGUGGUGGUGAAGCUAGCAAUUACUACAAUUCCUCUGGUUACUUAGAUGAGCUUGUGUGGGGAGCUACAUGGUUGUUCUUCGCCACCGGGGACCGUUCAUAUCUCGGGUAUGCUACCGACAGCUUCGAUUCGGCAUUGAUUGAAGAGCUUGUGCCUGAUCAUGGUGUUUUUUACUGGAAUAACAAGCUUGCAGCCAUUGCAGUUUUGAUGACAAGACUGAGAUAUCUACUUGAUCCUGGUUUUCCUUAUACCACAGUUCUAACAAAAUGCUCUGAAUUAACUAACAAUCUAAUGUGUUCUUACCUCUCUGCUCCUGAAAAGUUCAGUAUGACUCCUGCUGGAUUGAUACUUUUAAAGCCAAAUAGCAGCACAUCAUUGGAGCUUGCUUCAACUGCAGCAUUCCUAACCAAAAUCUACAGUGAUUACUUAGACAGCAUCAAAAUUGAAGGUGGAGCUUGUGGUGAUGAUUUAUAUUCACUGGAUGAUCUUCAAAACUUUGCUGAAUCACAGGCAAGUACAUUCCAUACAUUAUUUGAUCAGAUGAAUUACAUACUGGGGAACAAUCCAAUGAAAAUGAGCUAUGUUGUGGGAGUUGGUAGUGAAUAUCCAAAGCAAGUGUACCAUAGAGGAGCAUCAAUACCAUGGGAUGGAAAACAGUAUGGUUGUGUGGAAGGCAAGAGAUGGAGAGACUCUAAAGAGGCUAAUCCUAAUGUGCUUCUUGGAGCAAUGGUGAGAGGUCCAGACAAAGAAGAUGGCUUCUCUGAUGACCGGAACCGGCCGGAGUACACCGAGCCUAGCAUUGCUAGCAAUGCCGGCCUAGUUGCCGCCCUUAUAGGUCUUCUUGAUCAUCCUAGUAGCACAACAAGUAGAAUAGAUAGAGAUGCAAUGUUUGCUAAUAUUUCUUAGUUCAUGUUAAAUAUGUUGGUUUUCUUGGUGAUUGAUACUCUGUUUUACUAAAAAAACUUUUUUUCUCUUCUCA
Messenger RNA from Dioscorea cayenensis subsp. rotundata (Guinea yam), 1987 nucleotides. RefSeq names its product endoglucanase 25-like. The transcript has 6 exons. Lineage: Eukaryota; Viridiplantae; Streptophyta; Magnoliopsida; Dioscoreales; Dioscoreaceae. Gene Ontology annotation, biological process: carbohydrate metabolic process. The coding region runs from base 73 to 1914 and encodes 613 amino acids. The record is from RefSeq and is a predicted model, not a curated record. Gene Ontology annotation, molecular function: hydrolase activity, hydrolyzing O-glycosyl compounds.